CACGAGGCGGCGCUGGCGGUUGCGCGCGAGACGGGCGACUGGCGGGCGGAAGGCGUGCACCGCGCGAACUUGGGCGGUGUGCUCUGCAGCCUCGGCUCGCACGCGCGGGCGGUGGACGAGCUCACCGCGGCGCUCGCCCUCAGCCGCGUGGUGGGCGACCAGGAGGGCGAGUGCGCGCGGCUCGGCAGCCUCGGGAUCGCCCACUCCUGCUUGGGCAAGAGCACGGCGGCCAUCCGGUUCUACACGGCGGCGCUCACGCUCAGCCGCAGGCUGGGG
Messenger RNA from Emiliania huxleyi CCMP1516, 276 nucleotides. RefSeq lists its product as hypothetical. The record is from RefSeq and is a predicted model, not a curated record. The transcript has a single exon. Gene Ontology annotation, molecular function: protein binding. NCBI's taxonomy places the organism in Eukaryota, Haptophyta, Isochrysidales, Noelaerhabdaceae. The annotation marks the transcript as partial.